AUGUCAUCGCAUCGAGAUCGGGAUUAUCCGGAUGAUGAUGAUCGUCGGUCAUCAAAACGCCAUCGAUCAGGUCGUAGUCAUGAAAGAUUAUCAUCUCAUCCUCAACGUCGAUCGUAUUCAUCAGCAGAUGUAGAAGAAAAGCCAUCGAGUAGUCAGUUAAGUCGAACUGUUGAAUCUGGUUCUACUUCCACCGUUCCGAAGACGACAACGGAAACAGAAAGUGGUUCAAAAGCACGUUCACGAUCAUUUGUUCGUCCGAUAAUUCGUUCUGCUGUUCCAGAAUCACAAUUGAUUUCACUUGCACGACGACCCGCUCAAUCUGGACGAGGUAAAUUCAUUGUUUUCAAAAUUUUCUUUCAUUUUGCAUUGAUAAUCACACUUACAGUUGGUCAACGAGUUGAACUUUAUACCAAUCAUUUUAAAAUCGAAUUUGAGAACAACUCUCAAUCAUCAAAUAUUUAUCAAUUCGAUGUCGAUGUCGAAAUUCUUAUGCGUGAUGGUUCAUGGCGUUCAUGUAAGCGAGACGAACGUUUUCAAGUUAUAAAAACAAUUAUUGAACGGGAAAAAUUUCCAUUGGUAUGGUAUGAUCAAGGAAGAAGUUUAUAUGCCAAAGAAAAUUUAACUGUGAACUUUAAUAAAGAAUACGAAUGCGAGAUAAAACAUAAGAAAACUGAUCGAACGAAUCGCUUUCGAUUUCUAUUGAUUAAUUUAGUGAAGACAUAUGAUUUAAAGAUAAUUUUUGAUUUUAUUCAACGAAAAAUUCCACUAAGACCACAUGAUCCGGUGAGAAUCUUAGAAAUUUUAUUAAAACAAACACAACGCCUUGAUAUGGUGAAUAUUAAAAAUCGAUCAUAUCCAAAACAUCAAAAAUUAGAUGAUCUUGGUAUAGGAUUUGUUCGAGAAGAUCAAACUUCAUAUCUCUUGAAUUGUUGUUUAGGUGAUGGACGUGGUUUAGCAUCGGGAUUUUAUCAAGCAAUUGUGUUAGGUGAACGUGGUCCAACAUUAAAUGUUAAUAAUACAUUCUGUUGUUUUUAUCAAAAUUAUAAUUUAGUAGAAUUUAUUACAUGUUAUCUUGGUAGCGAUAUUCGCCGGUCGGGUAUAUCAUCAAAAGAUCAACCAUUGUUAGUACGGAAAAUUCUUAAAUCGAUAUGGUUUGUCACAACUCAUACUAAUCAAAUUCGUAAAUAUCGUUUAAAAUCAUUUGGUUCUCCAGCAAAUCAACAUACAUUUAUAAAGGAUCAAGGUUCAAAGAUAAGUGUUGCUGAUUAUUUUUAUGAGAAAUGGAAAAUUCGUUUGCGACAUCCACAUUUACCUGUUGUGGAACUGUUUAAUCCAGUUGAUAAGAAUAAAUCACAUUUUUUACCGAUGGAAUUGGUUAUUGUUGAUGACUGGCAGAGAAGUUUAAAACCUCUUACAAUAGAACAACGUGCAACGGUAACGAGGAAAACUGUUGUCAAGCCAGGCGAACGAUAUGGAUUGAUUCGACGUAUUGUAGACGAACGUCAAUAUGAUAAAGAUUCAUAUUUACAGAGUUUUGGUAUGAAGAUUCAAACGAAUGAUAUGUUAGCAAUUACCGGUCGACUUUUAACUCCACCUGAAAUCAAAUAUAAAUCACCACAUGAUGAAAGUCGAGAUGUAAUCGAAAGAGUCAGUAUUGGUAAAUGGUAUUUAAAUAAUUAUUUCAAUAAAACGCGUGAAAUACGUUCGUGGGCAUUGGUUCUUGUCAGUCAAAGAGCACCCGACGAACGGCAAGUGGGUUUAGCAAAAGAUUUUGCAAAUAAACUUCCACAGGUUUUGAUGAAACUUUUUCAAAUGAAAAUUAUUCGAAAUACUACUCUUCUUUCUGUUAUUAAGGCUAUGUCAAAGUAUGGAAUUCGACUCAAUUCAUCAGCUAUUGAAAAAUCUGAUGCAGCAAGUCCAGAUAUUAUCCUGGCACGAAUGAAUGAAUUGAAAACACUUGGAUGUGAAGUGAUCAUUUAUAUUCUGAAUCAAGUUGGUGAUGAUAUUUAUCAUGCAAUUAAAUUCUUUGGAAAUGUUAAACUUGGAAUGGUAACACAAUGUACACGAUUUGAUAAACUACAAGCAAAUAGUGAACCACGCAAGAUGGAUAUGUACAUUCAGAAUUUAUCUCAAAAAUUCAAUGCAAAAUUAGGUGGCAUUAACCAAUUUGUUUCACUUAUGCGAGCAUUGACAUCUCCAUCAACUCGUUCAGAUGUUUUCAUGUUUUUUGGUAUUGAUUGUACUCAUGUAAUGUGCUCACGUGAACGACCAUCAAUUGCAGCAAUCAUUGGUUCCAAAGAUUCAACAAGUACACAAUAUAGUGGCCGUGUUGUUCAACAAUAUUCACCAAAAGGAAAAAUAUCAGUUGAAAUUAUCAAAGAUCUUCAUAUUUACGUUGGAGAUUUAAUACGAAAAUUCUCGGAACAUAAUUCACGUUUACCAAAUAAACUCGUCUUUUAUCGAGCUGGAGUAGAUGAUGGAGCAUUCCAGAAAGUCUUGGACAAUGAAGUACAAGCUAUUAAACAAGCAUGUCAAGAAUUCUACGGUCAUAAUCAAUUGCCAAAAAUUUGCUUUACUGUGGUCAAGAAAAAUCACAAUACUCGUUUCUUUAUCUAUGACAAACAAUCAAAUCAAACGAAUAAUGUUCAACCUGGUACAGUUAUUGAUACAGAUAUUGUAUCACCCAAUGGAUUUGAUUUUUAUCUCAAUUCUCAUGCAGCCAUUCAGGGUACAUCAAAACCAGCACUCUAUCAUGUCUUAUAUGAUGAUAUCGGUUUUACAUCGGACGAAAUUCAACAAUUAACAUAUUAUCUUUGUCAUACUGAUGUUCGAUGCACGAAAGCUAUAUCGAUUCCAUCACCUGUGCAUUAUGCAUCAAUCUGUGUGUCUCGUGGACUUAAUCUUGACUAUGAAGGACAAAUGGCAAAUGAACAACGAAGUAUAGCAACUUCUGAUAUGGAAGAAGGACUUGUUGAUGAAAAUAUUGUCGUUACAUUGGAUGAUGUUCAAACAUUAAAAAUUGAUUUCAAUUCAAUGAUUGAAAAUACAAUGUGGUUCGCAUGA
Molecule: messenger RNA, 3063 nt
Organism: Adineta ricciae
Lineage: Eukaryota; Metazoa; Rotifera; Eurotatoria; Adinetida; Adinetidae
Source: the annotation of a GenBank genome assembly